Molecule: messenger RNA, 1016 nt
Organism: Carica papaya (papaya)
Lineage: Eukaryota; Viridiplantae; Streptophyta; Magnoliopsida; Brassicales; Caricaceae
Source: RefSeq, a predicted model, not a curated record
UUAAGAUUCUUUCAUUGCUGAUAUAGAGUAUUGAUAUCCAACUCGGGAUGGCAAUUGAUAGUACCAAAGCAACACUUGCUGUGAAGCGGAGGCUUGCAUGUGAGAUGGUGAAAUAUUGGCAACAGGCUCAAGAUAACAUCAUGAAUCUUCCAUUAGCAAAUGGAUGGGGGGAGAAGCAUCGACUCUAUGUGAAAUGGAAAUAUCUUGAAGCCAAGGCUGCGGCAUAUUAUUAUCAUGGUUUGAUACUUGAUGAGGGAAAUACAGAGAAGUCACAUGGAAUGGCUGUAGCUGCUUUGCAAGCUGCAGAUGAGUAUUUCAAGGAAGGAAAGAAGGCAUCUGAAGCAUUUAAUGCAGCUUCCCCUUUAUCGAGAAAUCCGCCACUUUGGGGAACAAUGAAGUAUCUAUCUGAGAAAAUCCCGAAAGAUACUUCUAGCAAGGUGCGGAUAAACCGGGAUCUAUACUCUCAUGAAAAAAUCAUGGAGACAGCACCUACGUUGCCUGAUUUUGCUUUGUCACUGAAACCUGAUGAUUAUCAACUUCCCUCUGUACAUCCUUCAUGGAACGAGGAGAACUUGCACCAUGUUCCAACUGGCUCCAACCAAGUCAAGGGUAACAGUAGAUAGUGAAUAAAGAUAUUUUUCAGAUUGCAAGUAUACGAUUGCCAAUCUCAAGACAGUUGCCAGUCAAAUUGUUGUAUGUAUGGAAGGUCCAUUCUUAUCCAAUUUUCUCUUUGAUGGUUUCUUAUCUUCAAUAUGAUUUAUCUGUAAUGUUGCUCUAGGGCGUUUACACAACUUUCUUGUGUGUGUUAAACUGUAAAUUGACCCUUUCCAAUAUGGUUAUUCUGAUUCAGGGAAUAAGAAUAAUGUGUAUGUCUUUGUGAUGAUUGAAGUGAGCCAGGAAAUUGGCCAUCUGUUUGAUAGAUAAGCUUUGUUCAAGUACCUUGUUUGUAAAGUUGGUAAUGCAAGAAAUGACACAAAAAAAAAGAAAAGUCAUUGGGCAAGUUUGUUCUGCUGAUA